Messenger RNA from Topomyia yanbarensis, 1368 nucleotides. Its product is annotated as venom serine protease-like. Gene Ontology annotation, molecular function: serine-type endopeptidase activity. NCBI's taxonomy places the organism in Eukaryota, Metazoa, Arthropoda, Insecta, Diptera, Culicidae. Gene Ontology annotation, biological process: proteolysis. The transcript has 3 exons. The coding region runs from base 104 to 1297 and encodes 397 amino acids. The record is from RefSeq and is a predicted model, not a curated record.
GAAUAGCAUCUUUUAUUUCUAUAAGGAUUUCCAGUAUACUUUCGAAGAUUGAGAAUAAUUUUGCCAAUCGAUAACAGUCUGUGGUCGAUAACGCUCGUGCAAAAUGUGGCUGUUCGUUAGUUUGUUAAAUUUCAUCUACUUACUUAAGUUGUGCAGUGGUGCGGUUUCCUACGGCGGUUGUGAUUACGCCUACAGCUACCCCUCGAAUGCAGUCGGAUACAUUCAAUCACCGAACUGGAGCAACUAUUAUAAGGGUGGCACGAAUUGUCGCUUCACGAUCCAAGCUCCCACCAGGCACUACAUCUACGCUCAGUGUUACGAUAUGUAUCUACCGUCCAGCUAUGGUUGUUAUUCUGAUAAAGUUUUAGUUUCACCUACCGGAGAUAGCAACCUCGGUGAUGCAGAAGUUCGAUGCGGUACGACAACGUUCAACGUAGCUUCGACCGGGAACAGGAUGGUUAUAGCUCUGCAAAGCUCGACCCAAUCCACGGGUGGACGUUUCCGAUGUCAGAUAACUGCCGUGCCGCUGAAGUGCGACUGUGGCACUCGAUUGACGCCCUUGAUAGUGGGCGGAGAAUCCACUCAACCGAACGAGUUCCCUAUGACAGCAGCAAUCAUUGAAAUUUCAUCCAAAUCUCUAGUGUGUGGCGCAACGAUUAUAACCGAUCGGCAUGCUUUGACGGCAGCACACUGCAUCUCCGGACGCUCCAUUUCCAACUCCGCCCUGUUGGUGGGUGACCAUAACAUGCAAACCGGAUCGGAUACACCCUAUGCCAAAGCGAUGCUUAUUUCCACCUUCACUGUCAAUUCGGCCUAUAACCCGACGACGAAAUCAAACGACAUAGCUCUUGUCAGAACGGCCGAUCAGAUCAUCUUCAAUCCCGGAGUCAACCGGGCCUGCUUACCGUACAUCUACGCUAGUGCGAACUUCAAUUACGUUUACCUGACCACUCUCGGUUGGGGUACGCUAGAUUUUGGUGGUGCCAUGGCGACUGAUCUUCAGAAGGUAGAUCUACAGGUAAUCGAUCUUGCCACAUGUCGAUCCAAACUGUCCGGGAUGAACGUGGUGCAGGACAAUCAGAUCUGUACCUAUACGCCCGACAAGGACAGCUGCCAGUUCGAUUCCGGUGGACCCAUGUUGUACGUGGACCGUUCCAGUGGCAAAACGUACGCCAUUGGAGUGAUCAACUAUGGAAUCACGUGCGCGUCAAGAUAUCCUAGCGUCAGUGCCCGGGUUACGUCGUACUUGAGCUGGAUUGAAGCUAACACCGGCUACAGCUUCUGCGAGAAGCCAUAAUAGAAAUGUGUCGGGCUGAAAUAAUGGAAAUAAUAAAAUGAAUUCGAAGUUGGAAACGCUUUUAAAAAUAA